GGAACAGCAAAAGGCGGGUCAUUAUUAUUUCGGCGCGCCCUUCGCCUCCUCCACCUUCAUUCAUUCUUCAUUCCUCUUCAUUCCUCUUCAUUCCUCAUUCCCCAUCCGCCAGACGCCCCACCGCCCUCUAUACUCUCCAUAUGACAGGUACGCACACGGACAUAUGGCAGGGACCAAGCAACUGGCAUUACCAUGGAUCACCUGUAAAGACGAAUAACCCGUUUUUUUUUAUUCUUUCUCCAGACAACAUUGCCACCAAACCAGAAAGCGAAUCCUCGCUCCUGACACCCAGUCAGGAGCAUUAUCUCAAAAAGUAUCUCUUCGGGGUACUCAUCAACAACGAGCUCGAGCUCCUCCAAAAGGACCCCUUUCAGACACUCCCCAAUCUCGGAGGUCCUUUCGACCUCAAGGACGAACAUGCAGACUCGGCAACACCCUUCUUGCGCUACCUCUUUGAGUCCAUAGUAGUCCCCUUUCCCUUCCUAACGAGCUCCAGGGGCGAGCUAUGGCCGAAGCUGGAGCUAUUCCUGCAUGAAUGGGCCAAGAUUGAUGCGGGCAACGGAGUCGAGCGUGACGAGAUUAUCCGCAGAAGGCGACUGAAGAACAAGGGCGAGAGGACCAUGGUGCUCAUGUACUCCAUGGCUGUCAAGACCGUGGAACAGCGUGAAAAGGAGAGAAAGGACGCGCAGUUGAGGAAAGAGCAAGGAUUGGACGAGAACUUUGGCCAGCUGCAGCUGAGUUCGGCGGCGCCCUCAAACUCCCCUCCAUCCACGGCGGGGCCUAACACGCUUAUCCAUGGAGUGCGUAUCAAUGUUGCAGGCAUCCGUAUUGUCAAGGAAAAAAGACAUAUCCGCGAACACGAGCAUGCUCAAUUCUUGGUAUCGAGCACCUUGGCAGACGGUCAAGAGUACGUCGUCGCAAGACGCCAUGGUCAGUUCCGUCGCCUCUACGUCUCUCUGCGAGAAGAAUUCCCUCAAAAUGAGUUCCCGUUGCCUCCCGCAAAAUUCUCUGCAAAGUCCGGAUCUUCAGGCGCCAAGGUCGCUCGCGAAAAGGACAGGAUCAGUCUCCGUGGAUACCUUCACAGCGUCGCAAAGAUCUCCCCUGAGGUCGUCAGCUCGAGCAUUUUUACCAGCUUCCUUACCAAGGACCCAGUGACGCUGACAGAGGAUGAGGCCAAGGAUGUGCAAACACGCGCAGCUCUGGACGAACAUCGGAUGGAGCAGCAGGCCAAGUUCGACAGCGAGGUCGCCAAGAAGGUUGAGGAGCUUGAUCUGCACCUGCAACAGGUCAAGCUGGAUCUGUUGCGCCCUGGUGGGAUCUCGCGUCUGUUUAGCGCAUUCAAACAAUACGAAAAGGUCGAGGAUUUGCCACCGUUGUACCAAACGGUUUUUGAAUGGGGUUGCAUGAACUUUGCCUCAACACUAUACCACGUCUUCACAGCCUCAGAUGAUGCGACGCUCAACUUUACGCAGCUCAAGCGCACGCACAUGUUGGUGCCCUACAGGACCAUGUGGGGUAUCCUCAAGAUCUCGAACCCCAUGGCGAUGAUGAAGGGUAUCCUGGACCUCUUCUUGGCCCAGCCCUUCGGAAGCCGCAGUCUGAUGCAGCGCAUUAUCUCUGUCAACAUUCAGGAGGAGAUCACAGAGUACAAGAAGGACAUCACGCAGCUCGAGGCUUCCAUUGGCGAUGCAGGACUUUGCGAGAAGAUCAAGAACUAUGUGUAUGCGCCCAAGGCCGUCAUUGACAAGAUUAUCCCUGAUGGAGGUCUAUAUGAUAUCACACAAUUGGACCUGGUCAUGGAAGUCCUGAGGUCAGACGAGGUCCAGCCUUUGCUCCAGCCUGCUCAAAUCAAACGUGUUUGGGACGCCCAGCAAGACCUUGCCCAUGAGGAUGCUGCAAAGGAGGAACGUCGUAGCAAGAUGUGCCAGGCGUUCAUGGAUGGUAAUCAAAGUGACCAGAGCGACGAGUACAGCGAGAGCGAUGUUUCAUCCUCGGAUGAACCCCACAGCUACCACUCAUCCAAGCGAGGCCAUGUCAGUUCUCCGUCAGAGAACCAGAAUCUGAUUCGUCUGCUUCAACAGCUCCUGGUGACGCAUCUCCGCAUCCGUGACAAGGAGCGUAUGAUGGGCCUGGUCUUCCAGGGCGUGACGGGCGAGAUCUUCAAGGAGCUGAUCUCGAUCUUUUAUGGGCCCCUGGUCGAGGUCUACAAGGCGGCGAAUGUGGCGGACAGUUUGAUGGAUGUGAAGGACUUUGCAGACGAGCUCAUCAAGAUUGUGGAGCAGGCAGAUGUGAAUGAUGAUGGUCGCAGUGGAAAGCCGUCAACAGCAACGCUGUACCUGAACUUGGUCAAGAAGCAUCUCCCCAGCUUUUACAAGUUUGUUCACUCUGUUCACAAGCAGGACAAUGGGCUCUUCCACGACCUGCUCGAGUGGAUCGAGAGCAUUAUCACGUUCAUGAGGACGGGUUACGCAAGGGCCCGGAUCAACUACAAGACCGAGGAGGAGAUCCGGGUUGCUGUGGAUCUGGAUGGAUUUGUCAAGGCCAAUGUAGACAAGGCGCAGUGGGAGGAGCUGCAGGGGGAGGCCGAAGUCCUGAGAGAGUACUUUGCGACAAUCAAGCAACGAAAGCGAGAGGAGGUCCACCAGAUGGCAGGUCUUGAUCGCGUUAGUCGGACGGCAUCGUCGAAUGCUCUGCUGGACGCACAUGACCGUGAUAGGGCGAGGAUCUCGAAGGAGCUGAAGGGCAUGGGGUUGCAGCAGGAGGAUGUGGAUGAGCUGGAGAUGGUCAAUUACCAUGGCGGAGGAGACAAUGACAGCGACGAAGACGAGGAAGGCCAGGGCGGACUUCGGAUGCCCGAGGUCCCGAUGAUUGAUGGACUCAAAGGGCCGUUUGUGAAGUUGAUGGAUAAGAUUUUAUUCCAAUCGGCUCGUGAAUGAAUGAACAUAUAGCACACUCUCUCCUUUCUUUUUCUUUUCCAGAAGCCGUGUUUCUUUUAAAUAUAUUAUUGUAAAUAGUAAAAGCAAUCUCCCG
Gamsiella multidivaricata is the source of this 3030-nucleotide messenger RNA. RefSeq lists its product as uncharacterized. Gene Ontology annotation, molecular function: phosphatidylinositol binding. The transcript is spliced from 5 exons. The record is from RefSeq and is a predicted model, not a curated record. The coding region runs from base 141 to 2936 and encodes 931 amino acids. NCBI's taxonomy places the organism in Eukaryota, Fungi, Mortierellomycota, Mortierellomycetes, Mortierellales, Mortierellaceae.